UUUUGUUUGCUUUCCUUCUCCUUCCUUGCCUCAAUCCUAACAUAGGCUAAAGUGGGAUUGAUUGGUUUGCCGCUGGAGAAACAUGUGAGCUAGGUCAAGGGAAUCCGAAAAUGGGUAUCCAACUUCAAAGUUUUGUCCGAUGAAUUGUUUGGAGUUUUCUUGAGUUUUGGGUCCCACUCACCUGCCUUUUUCGUUGGUUAUUGCUCUGGAUUACUAGCCAGAUUCUCUGAACAGAAAGUCAAUCAUUCGAAGAAGGUUAUUUUGAUUCGAUGAAAUAUGUGAAAUGAAAUUCUAGGCUGAUGGACCUUUGAAACUUAAGCGUGUCUUCUAAUGAUCACAGGAGUUCCAGUUGAAAAUUGGAAACCAACACAAUAGAGUUCACAAUUCAUCUAGCAAUUCCUGCAUGCAUUUAUUCUGCCUCAAAUGGAGGAAUCGAGGAUAUCUUUCUUCGUUAUAUUGACCAUCCUGAUGAUUUCAAAGGGUUUGUUUUAGUCAUAUUUGCUAUUUUUGUUUUAUAAAAUAUUUCACAAAUAGCCAAGCUGAGGGUUUACUAAUAUUUUUGUACCUGUCCUUGUCUGUGUUUCCACCCCCGUUUAUCCUCAAAAUGUUCUCUGUAUAUAGACCUGUUGACAAUGAAGAGUUCUUGUACCAAAGCCUGAAGCACUUGAAGUAUGAAGCAGAAAUGCUGGAUAAAAUAGGAAGCUUGGAGGCUCUUGAGAGAAAACUGCGUGAACUCAAUCAGCAAAAAUACGAAGCUCAGGACAAGAUGAGGUCUUACAAUCCAGAUCUGACAAAGAUCCUCUCAAUUCCUGAAGCUGAGUUCCACCAGCAAUUUAUUAUCGACGCAAUUCGACGAAUUGAAAAGUUGAAAAAGUCAAAGUUGCUUGAGAAAGAGACUUCACCUUCAAAGCCCAAGGAUGCUGAGGUAAGGAAAAGAAAAUGGGGGGAGAAACAGGAAGGAAUGCCUGCUGUUGAGGUGAAGGAAUCUGAUUUGACGACUGAAGAAUCUGUAAACUCUAAAUGAAAGAGGAAUCAAUCAACGGAUGAUCACAAAGAGGAAGCUCUUGCGGGACCACGUCUAAGCAUUAGCUAUCUCGAAACACAAAGGAAUUGUUCGAACCUUAAAAAUGAAGAGGACAUUCCAUCAAACGAAGGUCACGUGUCCUAGAGGUGUAAGUUUUCAAGGAAAACCACAGCUUUGUUGUGGAUACAGACUUCAAUGGAUGUAAAAGCUUAUUUGGAUUUCAUAAAAGCAAAACUUUGGUCUAGCCAAGCAGUUCACAUUGUCAACAGUGUUGAGGCUUAAGGUUUAAAUCCCUUUCAAUUUCCUUAGAAUUCUUCAAAUACACCCCCCAAAAAAGGAACAGGUUGGGGUUGGCCAGUAUUUCUACCAAUCGCGUACUCCUUGUCUGAAGUCUUGAAACUUUGAAAAUGGUAAGUUGAUAUACGCAAUAUGUUACAUACCAUGCAAUGGACAGUCUGUUAGGCCAGUUCCAAGAUGGCUGGGUGGGCUCGUGUAUGAAGGAGUUUCCAAGCCCUACCCAAAUGUUGGUCGUGCUUGCUGGCCUAACCGCCAGAGUAUGCCCCUCGACUGGUUGACGCUUUUAGAUAAAGUCAAACUUAUAUUAUAAA
Durio zibethinus is the source of this 1632-nucleotide messenger RNA. NCBI's taxonomy places the organism in Eukaryota, Viridiplantae, Streptophyta, Magnoliopsida, Malvales, Malvaceae. The record is from RefSeq and is a predicted model, not a curated record.